Messenger RNA from Metschnikowia bicuspidata var. bicuspidata NRRL YB-4993, 2481 nucleotides. RefSeq lists its product as uncharacterized. The record is from RefSeq and is a predicted model, not a curated record. The transcript has a single exon. NCBI's taxonomy places the organism in Eukaryota, Fungi, Ascomycota, Pichiomycetes, Serinales, Metschnikowiaceae. The coding region runs from base 168 to 2147 and encodes 659 amino acids.
AGAAUCAUAGACAUUUCACCGGGCCUUCCUGGCGCAUACAACAUCGCCGGCCCCCUUUUUUUUAAUAAAAAGACACUGCGGACGCCCUCAACACCAAAACCCGGCCUGAAGCAACGCCGGUUCCGCUGCUUGCACGCCCCGACCUGCGCCCCCACAGACGCCCCGAAAUGGCAUCCAACGUGUCGCCGUCGUCGCAGAAAGUGGACGACUUUCUCUCGAAAAUCUCCCAGCUCUCGCAGGACCGCUUGAAGGAGAACCAGAAAACACGCCGCAGUCUCCAGGCGCACGUCGCCGCGCCCCGCCACAGCGUGCCGCCCGACGGGCCGGAUUGGUGUGCGUCCGGCGACUUUGGAGUCAGCCAGCUCUCGUUCAACCGCGCCGGCCGCGGCCCGCCCGUGCCCGGAGGCGCCCAGAGGCCGCCUGCGCCGACCCCGUGGCGAAAAACGGACGCCAGCACCGAAAACCGCGCGCCGAAGGGCCUGCCGGACGACCCACACGGCCCAAACGGCGAAAAACGGCCGCAAAACGCCGCCGCCGUGCCGCCGCACCGUGCCCCGGCCUUUCCGCAGAGGCCGCCGCGCAAGCCUGAGCAUUUGCGUGUCCCGGAGCUGUCUGGGGGGCCCGAAUCGCCCACAACAUCCGACCAGCCGGGACCAUCCGACCAGCCGGGACCAUCCGACCAGCCCAAAACACCACUGCGGCCCCACAAGCCCUCCGGCCUCUCCGGCACGGAAACACAGACACAGCGCCGGCCCCGGGCAGUCCCGGCGGCACGUGACCAGCCGUUCCCCGGGCUUCUACGUCCGGUGGCAAGCAGAGGGUCUGCGGCGCCGUUCUCGAAGGCCGGCCAGCCCACUGAACACGGCCGUGAUUCCGCGUUUGUGGCUACCCGAAACAGCAGCACGCCGCCGGAGCAGCGGCCGGCCGGAAUCGCGACAUUCGGCGACAUCGAGAACAGAACCACGCCCCGCCCUGCUCCUCUGGCGGCGGCCACCCCCGUUUCACAUGCAGGGCGGCAGCCGGAUUCGGCUACGCCCAUCUGGAACCCGGCCUUGAAGCCCGCUAUGCCGGCCAGGCCGCUUAAACCCACGCUCCGCUCGUUCGAGAGUAACGACACCGAGCUUUUAAAAGACCAGAUCCGGCGCCUCUCGCCCACAAAAGCUCGGCCGGCCGGAAGGACACGGCCAGAAAGCCCGGUGCCGGACGGCGCCUCCGAAACCGGCACGACUCCUGCGGCCGCUGCCCGGCCAGGCCCCGAAACGCCGCACGGCUUGAGGCCCUUGAAACCUUUGAAACCAAAGGCCUUGCUCCACGAGCCCGAGGCGAUGCUUGCACGGGGGAAUCUCCGCAAACUGCCGCCAAAACACCCUGAGCCCGAAUGCGUACCGGAGGCGCUUCAAAGACUCCAGGCAUUGCGGCCCAAGCCAAAGACGUCUGCAAGGGCAAACGACAGCAUCGGACCGAAUGGGGGCACAGGAAGGAAUGGGGGCACAGGAAGGAAUGGGGAUAUAGGAAGGAACGGGCAGAUGGGAAGGAACGGGCAGAUGGGGACCAUUGGGGAAAUGCCCAACCUCGGAAACGGAAGCACCACCAAGCCUUCGUUUGAGCGCCCCACCAAAUCCCAGCCCGCAGCGGUUCCUGGGACUGUCAAAUAUGGGCCGGCAGACCCCGCAUUUCUGCACCCGCAACCCGUGGAUUUCCAAGCGCAUCUUGCCAGUAUCAUCCGGGCGCAGACAGAGCCUUCUGUGAGCACACUGACAAAGACUAAGCCAGUCCCCGAUUUACAAAGGGCAAGCACUGUACCGGAAAACGGCCAGAAACUUGCCCACCCAAACAAGUCUCGUGCCCGAGGCCCCAAGCGGAAACUCCCCAAACAGGGCUCGAAGCCGCCCCUGGAUAAUUUGUCGAACCCGCGAGUGCUGGGUCUUGCACCAACGGCAACAAUGCCCAGCCAAAAGGAAGCCAUUAUGAAUACAGGGAAGAAGGUCAUUUCUGAGAACACCCAACCACCACUGGGCGUGGCGGCACCUAUAAGUGGUGCUACGGGCAUGUUGCCUGUCAAGCCAAAGAAAGUGCCUCCUCCCGUAGCACGGAAACCCAACUUCGAGAUAAGACCGAGGAAGAUCAGUGGUGAGUUGUUUCUCUAGAAUCGGCGCUCCGUAACACUCCGAAUCGACUUCUGAUGUACCACACACGAUUAGACAAUCCCCAAUGACUUUUCUACUGCUGCCCCAUGCGUGCCUUUAAUGCAGCUACAAGCUCGGGUUUCAAGUGAGCACCGAGUGUUUGAGAUAUUGGCCUCUCUUUUUUUUGUCCACUACCUCAUGUGCUCCUCUUACUUGUAUACCGUUGUUCAUGAGCCAACAAGCUAGAAAUGGUCUCCACGUGUCUUGUCAGCUGACGACAGCAGCAAGGCUAAAUAAGUGAUGACAGCAACAAGGCUAGAUAUGCGAACCUGUCAUGGCUAUGGUCAAAGCAAUG